Messenger RNA from Phalaenopsis equestris, 1923 nucleotides. RefSeq names its product CBL-interacting protein kinase 18-like. Gene Ontology annotation, molecular function: protein kinase activity; ATP binding. The coding region runs from base 521 to 1864 and encodes 447 amino acids. The transcript is spliced from 2 exons. Lineage: Eukaryota; Viridiplantae; Streptophyta; Magnoliopsida; Asparagales; Orchidaceae. Gene Ontology annotation, biological process: protein phosphorylation; signal transduction. The record is from RefSeq and is a predicted model, not a curated record.
AGGCCAUUCCGCUCCCUAAUUAGGUUGGGCUUUUCGGUUCCCUUCACCUCAUGUCUUUUUGCUCCAGCCUCUGUCUUUCUCUCUUCUUCGCUUAAGCCUUUGGAGAUUCGUAACACAGCUGCAAAGCUUUCAGGGAAAGCUGUUCUACUCGUCGGCGACCGAUUUUGCAGGUAGCCGUCAUUAAGACAACUACUGAAAGACAAAUACCCGGGAAUGUUUGAAGAUGUGCUUGCUUGCAAAAUCCUUGCCCACAACUAAUGACAGGGUAGUUCCAUCUGUGGUGGCUCUACUUUCUGAUAAAAAUGGACACAACUUUUUGAACUGGGCUACAUUCUUUGAGCUCACACACAAUGGAUUACGAAGUAUAAUAACCUUUUUGUCAUUAUAUCAUGAGAUUAUGGAGGAUGGUUGAAUGCUUGGCCUCUUAAAUUCUGCUUCUCUACAUAUUAAAUAUCAGUUUUAGAGAGUAGUGCUCAAAUUAUUCUGCUGCUUGACGUAGAUUCAGCAAAUAAUAAAAACAAUGGUGAAUAAAGGGUGUUUAUUGCUGCAAAAGUACGAGCUUGGCAGACUACUAGGACAAGGAACUUUUGCAAAAGUAUACUACGCCAGAAAUGUUAGUACCAACCAAAGUGUUGCUAUAAAAAUGAUUGACAAAGAGAAGGUGCUGAAGGCUGGGCUCAUGGAUCAGAUCAAACGUGAGAUCUCAAUAAUGAAAUUGGUGAAGCAUCCGAAUAUCGUACAGUUUUAUGAAGUCAUGGCUACAAAGACCAAGAUUUAUUUUGUGAUGGAAUAUGUCAAAGGAGGUGAACUUUUCAGCAAGAUUGCCAGGGGCAGGCUUGAGGAGGAUGUUGCAAGAAAAUACUUUCAACAGCUAAUUAGCGCUGUUGAAUUUUGUCACAGCAAAGGUGUUUAUCACCGCGAUUUGAAACCUGAAAACCUCCUCCUGGAUGAAAGUGGUAAUUUGAAACUCUCAGAUUUUGGCUUGAGCGCUCUCACCGAGUCGGCAAGGCAGGAUGGCUUGCUUCACACUACUUGUGGAACUCCAGCCUAUGUUGCUCCUGAGGUGAUAGGUAGGAAAGGUUAUGAUGGAGCUAAAGCGGAUACCUGGUCCUGUGGAGUGAUCCUCUAUGUACUUUUGGCUGCCUAUCUGCCUUUUCAUGAUUCAAAUUUGAUGGAGAUGUACAGGAAGAUCGAGAAGGCUGAAUUUAGAUGUCCUAAUUGGUUUCCUUCUAAAGCACGAAAGUUGUUGGCUAAGAUGUUAGACCCAAAUCCAAGUACCAGAAUCUCAAUUGAUAAGAUUCUUUCAAAUUCUUGGUUUAAAAAGGAAUUUAAUGGCAAUCAAAUUGUUGCUGACAGCGAGUCAAAAGAAAUUAGUCCCUCUGAUCAUAACUCUACAUUUAGUUCCAGUGGUAGCAACAGUCAGGCCGAGCAAAAACCUGAUGUUAUGAAGCUUAAAACCAUGAAUGCAUUUGAUAUCAUCUGUCUUUCUGAUGGAUUUGAUCUUUCAGGUUUAUUCGUGGAUCGUGAUCACAGAAAAGAAGCACGUUUUACUUCCUGGCAGCCUGCUGCUGCCAUUAUCUCGAAGCUAGAGGAAGUCGCUAAGAGGCUGAGGUUCAAAGUGCAGAAGAAGGACGGCGGGUUCAUGAAAAUGGAAGUAAAAAAGAGAGGAAGGAAGGGUGUUUUAGCCAUUGAUGCUGAGAUAUUUGAGAUUACACCUUCAUUUCACAUGGUGGAGAUGAAGAUGACUAAUGGAGAUACACUUGAGUUUGAGAAACUCUGUAACGAGAAUAUUAGGCCUGCCCUUAAAGGCAUGGUCUGGAGUUGGCUAGGCGAAAUGGGGAAUUUACGGCAGCUGCAGACUUGAGUACUUCUUUUGCAAGCCAUUUAAAUUCUUUUUUUUUUUUUCCCUCGUUCAAGUAAAUU